Messenger RNA from Salvia miltiorrhiza (redroot sage), 3215 nucleotides. RefSeq names its product disease resistance RPP8-like protein 3. Lineage: Eukaryota; Viridiplantae; Streptophyta; Magnoliopsida; Lamiales; Lamiaceae. The coding region runs from base 444 to 2954 and encodes 836 amino acids. Gene Ontology annotation, biological process: defense response to other organism. Gene Ontology annotation, molecular function: protein binding; ADP binding. The record is from RefSeq and is a predicted model, not a curated record. The transcript is spliced from 2 exons.
UAUUCAAUCCGAAAUCAUUUAUUUCUAUACUAUUAAUUUAUGGAUUUGUUGAAAUGUGUCCGUCCACGAAUUAAAGCGCCUCUACUUGCCAUUUAAUUUUUGUCCACCAAAUAAAGCCCUAUUGUGGUUUUUGUACUUUUUUACUCUCAUUUUUUUCUUAUAUUUAUUACCUUUUGUCACUAAUGGACCCACCUUAAAACACUUUUAUCAAUUUUAUAUUCUAUAUUUACUAUAUUUUAUCACUAGUGGACCCACCCACAACACCUUUAUCACUUUAGUCAACUACAAUUUUAUUUCACUCACAAUAUCUUUAUCAGUUUUCUUAAUUAGUUUCCGUGCCGAACAUGAAAUAGGGCUUUAAUUCAUAGACGGAGGGAGUAUUUCCUAGCUACUAAUGUUGUUAAAUUGGGUAUUAACUAGGGCAGUUUGGUCCAAGCAUAAUCAUGUCGGAGGCCCUCCUCUUAUCGCUGAUACAGAAGCUGGUUAUUAGUUAUCGAAAGGGCAAUUCCUCCUUAAAACAAAACUCAGAAUAUUUCCGGAAACAAUUCGAGAAGAUGAUGGAAGAGAUGAGAGAGAUUGUUGAUAUUGUGAGGGAUAAGAAAUUGGAAGAGGGAAGAAGCCUCAAUUUUUUAGUAUCCGACCUUGUCGAUAUGACUGACGAUGCCAUCAAGUUUUUCGAUGAAGACAUGAUACGUUAUAAUUUGGGGGAUUAUGAGUCCAUGAUGUCCAUCCAUAGUUGGAUGGGAGAGAUCAAAAAGCAGAUGCUUAAACUGGGAGAUGAUGAAUCCAACAUUAGAUCAUCAGAAUAUGUUGAAGAUGCUGUAGAUGUGGUGGGCUUGGACGAAGAUGUGGAAAUGCUGCUUCGCAAAAAGAUUCUUGAUGGGGCAAGAUACCGGAAGGAUGUUUUUAUCAAAGGGAUGGAUGGUAUUGGAAAGACAACUCUUGCUAGAGAGAUAUACAACCAUCCAACCGUCAUUGAGCGAUUCAAGCGUCGUGCUUGGGUAUCUAAUUCUACUAAUCACUUCACUAUCAAAGAGCUACUUAUCAAACUAAUACAGCAGCUAAAAGAUCCUGAGAAUCUCCAUACAUCUUCCUUAUUGGAGAAUAUGGACAACCGAAGCCUCCGAGAUAUGCUUCGCCAACACCUGCAAUGGAAGCGAUAUCUUAUAGUUCUCGAUGACCUGCCCAAACAAAUGCACUUGUCGUCUUUCUUGGAAGCUCUUCCACGUGAAUACACUGGAAGUCGAUUGCUACUCACAAGUCACGCGACACAUGUCAACAUAAAGGUAUCUGAAGAAAAUGUUUAUAAGAUGGAACCUUUGGAUGCUAAGAAGAGCUGGCAAUUGUUUAUGAAAGCAAUAAACAAAUUGACGGGUGACCACAAAUUCCCAAAGUCUUUGGAGCCUAUGGGAAAACAAAUGUUGAGAAAAUGUGGUGGUCUGCCAUUAGCUAUAAAAGAGGUGGGAAAACAGUUAGCGGAAAAGAAAGUCUCAGGGCAGAGCAAAUGGGAACAACUUCUUGAAUCAGUUGAUUUUGGUUCAACAUUGAAGUUGUUGGAACCAUUUUAUCAUAAGUUGGAUCCCAAACUGAGGUCAUGUUUCUUGUCUAUGGCCUUCUUUAAGGAAAAUACAACUUUGAGGAAAGAAAAGCUGAAACAGAUUUGGAAUGUAGUAGGAGCAGCACAAGAAUAUGAAUCUGGAUCACAUUUAGAUGGUUUAAUCGAUGAAUCUGUUAUUGAUGUCCAAGACAAGAGCACGCAGUAUCGAAUGAAUGUUGUGCUACACAUGCUAUCCAUCCAAAGAGCAGAGGAGGAGUUCGAUUUUGAGAUCCUAAGGAACAAUGGAAAUAAUCAGCCCUGUGAGAGUCCUCGUCAUCAUCGUGUUAUCAUUUGUAGCAGAGACAAGUUCAACUACUCCACAGAUCAAGAUAAGCUUCUUGUUUCUCUCUUCUUCCAUGGAGGUGGCUACUUUGAUGCUAGUCCAUCUUAUUGGAAAAGCUUUGAACAACUUAAGAUACUUGACCUGGAAGAUUUUGGGUUGAAGUUUUUACCAGAUUCUAUCGGCACAUUGAUGGAAUUAAGAUACUUGGGGUUGAGAAAUAAUUACAUAAAAGAGCUUCCAGAGUCGUUGGGGUGCUUGAAAAAGCUUGAGAUUCUUGACAUAGUUAAAAACUUUAUGGUGGAGGUGCCAGAUAUUAUAUGGGAAUUGCAUAGCCUUCGCCACCUCUACAUGUCUAAUCUGAUUUGCUGGAAGCCUUUCAAGAUUGACACGCUGGAGAAUUUGGAGACCUUAACCUACGUCUCGGUUGAUAAUUGGACGUGUAGGCUCUCGGGCUUUGAAAAGUUGUUUUGUCUUUGGAAAUUGGGGAUAGAAGAAUUGGAUGGAAACUCCGAUGUAAGAAAGCUCUUUGCGUCAUUGGUUGUAUUCAAACGUCUUAACCACCUAAUCUUAAAAGGGUAUCGUUUCAGAAGCAUGCCUUGUUUGGAUGACCUUCGUAUUCUACAUAGGCUCGAAAAACUCAAAUUGGAUGGACUCCUUGCCAGGUUACCAACUAAUCUCCCUCAAUCUCUUAAAUCAUUGACGUUGGUUAAUAGCUGUCUUGAUGAAGACCCCAUGCCACUACUAGGAAAGUUACCCAAGCUCGAGUACCUCAAAUUGCGGAAUGCAUACACUGGUCAACAAAUGGUGAUCUUGCACGACACUUUCCCUCGUCUCGAAGUCUUGUGCAUGGAAGAGUUAUGGAAUCUGAGAAAUGUACAAUGUGGAAAAGAUGCAAAGUAUCGGCUAAGGAAAUUAGAAAUCCAUGAUUGUCCAUAUCUGGAUACCCUCUCGGAAGUGAUUUGGUCGUUUCGAUCUAUGAAGGAGAUGAAGAUGGUGACAACCAAAAGCAUUGCAGCAAAGAUGAAGAAUUCAGACUCAAUCUCCAAAAUAGCGAUGGUGAAUAUCAAUCCAUGAUGAGGUAGAGCAGUUGGCGUUAAUUUGGAUACUUGAUUUUCUUCUCCUUGGUGGUUUUAUGUUUGUACUCUGUUCCUUCUCAAGUUCACCCCACGGGAGGCCUUCAACUCAUGUCUUUCAACUUUUGCUUCUUCUUUAUAUUUAUUUAUUUUUAUUUUUAUUUAUUGGCAAUUUGUAAUAGACCAGAUCGAGUUGUUUCUAUGAACCAAAAUAGGAGCUUAACUACUGUAUAUUGUAUAUACAUGCGAUCUCUUCUUGGAA